Molecule: messenger RNA, 1593 nt
Organism: Ruditapes philippinarum (Manila clam)
Lineage: Eukaryota; Metazoa; Mollusca; Bivalvia; Venerida; Veneridae
Product: WD repeat-containing protein 17-like
Exons: 11
Coding region: 16-1527 (503 amino acids)
Source: RefSeq, a predicted model, not a curated record
GCUCAACAGCUUGAGAUGGCAAAGUUAAAGAAUAGUGGAGGAACUGGUGCUAGAAACAAGGAGGACAGGAUGAAAGAAGCAGCAGAGUUACAUCUAAAAACUGGCAAUAUCCGUAGAUACUGUGAGUUAAAGGUGGAGCUAGGGGAAUGGGAGAGGGCGCUGGCAGUGGCACCAGGAGUCUCUCACGCUUACUGGAAAGAUCUAGCAAACAGAUAUUCUAGGUUUUUAAUGAGAGAGGACAAAGAUUGUGCUGCAGUAUUUUGUACAGCUGUAGGUGACACUGAAAUGUUGGUAGAUUUUUAUGCAUCAAGAGGUCAAAUGUCAGAUGCCGUCCUCACAGCACAGGUGGCUUGUGAAGGACUGAUUCCCAGCAAUAGUGAUGCUCAUAAUCAGAUGGGAACCAGCAAUGGGUAUGGGGAACCGUCCGAAAAGCAAAUACAAUUACUGCAGCAGACGGUCGAAGAUUGGGCAGCAUGGCACUUGUGGCAUGGAUCACCUAUCCUUGCUGCUUGCUGUUUUCUUGCUGUAGAUAAUGUUCAGAAAGCUUUGGGAAAACUGAUACAAGGCAAUGAGUUGGAGUUGGCUGUUGCUACGGGAACUGUAAUUGGUAACCUUCAAGAAUAUACCUCUGUUGCUAUAGAGAUGUUGUCAAGGAGAUGUGAACGACUUGGAAAAUGGGAAUUAGCUGUUGAUUUGUUACAUCAGGUACCAGAUAACAAGACAUUGUUAGCAAGAUGUUGCUCAAGAUGUGCUCUUUCCAUAGAUGAAAUAAACGCCUUACAUAAAAAAGCACACUUGCCUUCAGUGGCUGACUGUUUUAAUGAAGCGGAGAAGUUAAAGCGUAGAAAUGAUACAUUUGAAUGUGUUCUGUUCUAUCUUCUAUCAGCCUCACCAGAGAUUGGUAUAGACCUUGGUCUGGAUUAUGUAAAAAAUACUCUGAAGACAUCUGACUGGACAGUAGAUGAUGUGUUCUUUAUGUUACAACAGCUUGGCAGUGUUCGGACAGAUGCCCUACAAAUUCAUAGAAAGAAGGGAGAAUUGCUGGCAGUUUGUGCUUACAUUGGUGCUCUGGUUGCUAUAAGACGGGGCUAUUAUAGCAUUGUUCAACCUCUAUUCCAACAUUCAAGGCAACUUAUCUGUAACGAAAGUUUUAUAGAUUUUGGUGUGUCAGAAUCGGCUAUACAGUCACAGUGUACAGCUUGGAAUGUUGUUCAUACUGCACAACCACAGGAACCAGUCAAUGUUGACAUAAUACCUGCAGAAUAUAAACCAGUCUAUGUGAAAUUACAGCAAAGACUGGGAGAAGAACCCAACAAAAUUUUAGUGGGCUCAGACUGUGUCUCAAAUACUCAUCUUCCAUCCCAUUCUGAUAUACAUAUCUCAUGUCUUACUGGAGAGAGAAUACAGGGCCUAGCCUAUUUUCUGGAGGACGGAAAAUCUGCAGUUUCGGCAAACGAGGCCCUCAUGUGGGCGAAGGUCAAUCCAUUUUCUCCUCUAGGUACUGGCUAUCGAAUCAACCCAUUCUAAAUAACGGGGAGGAAGUUGCUGUUUACAAAUGCCAUAUAGAAGGACCAUCCCCUUGAAAAUUCUAGU